AUGGAGAUCAAACAUUUCGUCGUCCUGAUCAUCUCCAUCUUCUGUAUAUUGCAAAGCUCUUCUUCUACCAGACAUCAUAGGUCCGUUUCUAAUAAUAACAACUCGCCAGCAGCACCGGACGCUGGUCCAUCGACACAGGCAGCUCCGAACGCACGUUCGUUGACACUGGCAGCUCCGAAAGUAGGUUCGUUGACACCGGCUGCCCCGGACGCAGGCUCGUCGACACCCGCUACGCCGGAUGAGAUUAGGACAACCCUCGAAGCACCAGACGAAGGUGAAGAAUCACCCGACGGCGAUGGAGCAUCACCCGAAUCGCCGUACGGCAGUAGCGAUAAAUCGCCGGUCGAACCAGCAUCGGGUCCGUCUGCGGAAUUCUCCUUUCCUAAUUCAAAGCCUGCUAGCAAUCCACCUGGGCUGGACAAAAUCUGCGGAGCCACCGAUCUGCCCGUCGAUUGCAUGAAACUCAUCUCCCCAUUCGUAAACAACAGCGUCAAGGUCGAGCCUCUGGGCAUCGCGAAGGUGGGGAUUCGAGUAUCAACCGAAAUGUCGAAGCAAGCCAUCGUGACGGCCACCAGGUUCAUGGACGAUCCGAAAUCGUCGGCGAAACUGAAACAGGCCAUGUCCACGUGUCUGGAACUCUACGAAGGCAUUCCCGACGACAACGACCUCGCGCUCCAAGCUCUGGACAAACGCAACGCAUUCGAGGCUACAAUCAAGCUAAGUUCCAGCCUGACCAGCGUGGAUACCUGUCUCGAUGGCAUCCAUCAAAUGCGUGUUACGUCGCCGAUGAGGGACAUGGAAGCAGAGCUUAAGAAACUGCUUCAAAUCACCCUUACCAUUGUUUCCGGUUUGGUCAAAUUUUAG
Molecule: messenger RNA, 864 nt
Organism: Hibiscus syriacus
Lineage: Eukaryota; Viridiplantae; Streptophyta; Magnoliopsida; Malvales; Malvaceae
Product: pectinesterase inhibitor 10-like
Exons: 1
Coding region: 1-864 (287 amino acids)
Biological process (GO): negative regulation of catalytic activity
Molecular function (GO): enzyme inhibitor activity
Source: RefSeq, a predicted model, not a curated record